Messenger RNA from Ictalurus furcatus (blue catfish), 7071 nucleotides. RefSeq names its product Ras protein-specific guanine nucleotide-releasing factor 2b (gene rasgrf2b). The transcript is spliced from 28 exons. Lineage: Eukaryota; Metazoa; Chordata; Actinopteri; Siluriformes; Ictaluridae. Gene Ontology annotation, molecular function: protein binding; guanyl-nucleotide exchange factor activity. Bases 2552 to 6364 code for a protein of 1270 amino acids. Gene Ontology annotation, cellular component: plasma membrane. The record is from RefSeq and is a predicted model, not a curated record. Gene Ontology annotation, biological process: positive regulation of GTPase activity; Ras protein signal transduction.
AAAGUUUUAGCGCCCCCCCCCCCUUUUUUUUUUUUUUUAAGUACGUACUGUUACAUUUUUAUUUUAUGACUUCUACAUUAUUGAGUCAGUACAAAAACAUUUUAGAUGCCAAACAUUAGUUUUCCAGCACAAAAUGAAAUGUUACGGAAAAUUUUUUUGUAUGUCAGUAAAGAAAGCAUAAGAUUACAUAAGAGACACUUUUCAGACAAAAAACACAAUGAAGGCUGCUGGAUUUUGCUGCAAAAAUAAGAAGCGAUUGCGACAGUCAAAGUCUCCAGAAGAACCGUGUCUGAUUCUGCAAGAUGCUCAAUAAAACUUGCAGCUCAUUUCCUUAUAAAACUGCACUAAUUCUACCUGAGAAUACUAUUUUAUUUUAUUUUUUAAAGAAAAGUGUUGUCACACCAAAUAUUGACUUUUUUAAUCGAUUUAUUACCAUUUACUGCUCUUAUAUAUAUUUAUUUGUUUGUUUGUUGAUGUAAUUUCCACUGAAACAGGAUGUCAGGGCGGGACACAUUAAUUGGCUCAUCCCCCUUUUUUAAAUAGCCAAUAGUGUUCAGCUUACCUCACAGCAAGGGCUUUUAGUUAGUAGCAUGGUUUUUUAUAAUGUUGGGGGGCGGGACACUUCAGAUUCUAGAUGCCGUUUAAUUGGACAGAAAAUCUGAUGAGGAGCUGAAUUGCAGAAUGAUGUCAUCAAAAUUGUUGCUCCAUAGUGGUGGAAAAGAGAGACUGUCAAUUUUUAAUGCAUAUAUCUUCUAAAUGCUAAUUUUGUCGUUAUUUCGAGCGCACUAGCUUAUAGAUAACCUUAAGGCUAAUAUAUUCAUGCUAAAAGACACAAAAUUUAGAACUAUUUUCAUUUCAUGGGGACUUUAAUGAGCAAUCCUGAGGUGACAGGACAAACACCCUGAGAGGACUCAAAAUGAUACCCUGUUCUGGGUGACACUGGGUAGUGGGAUUAUAAAUGAUCACUCUUCCACAUUUGUUACAUUACUGUACACUCAGUGUUACGUGCACUGAAAAGGAUGUUCAGUACCAGCACGCUGAGACUUUAUGAUCACAGCAGCAGUUGUUAGUCUACAGCAUCCAGUGAGAUCAUGUGGAACCAUCCACAACAGCAGUGAGUAAGGCAGAAAUGCACUAGUAAUGUGUCCUUCAUGGACGAUUCGUUCAUUUUGAGCGAAUCUUUAAUAUGACUCGGGAACAACGAGUUGUCUCGGAGUGAUUCGUUCAUUUUGUGUUGACCGUGCACGCGCUGCAACAUCCGCAUAGGUUCUGUACAGGAAACAGAAAUGAUUACUGCAGCUCUCGAGUCUUCGGGUUCGAGUUGUUCGUUCAUCAUGUCACAGUCCCACUGCAUUCAGCCUCUGGAGCUGUGACGUGAUGAACGAACGACUCGAACCCUAAGUCUCGAGAGGUGAUCUAAUCAUUUCAUUUCCGGGGAACAGAUGUGACAAAUUUGAUGUGAUGAAAGAAAGAAUGACUCGGAUGGGGAUGUGAGGUGAACUAACAGACUGCAUAAAUGGUAAGUGGUUUGCACUUAUAUAGCGCUUUUAUCCAAAGCGCUUUACACUGUGUUUCAUUGACCCAUUCACACUCACACACCAAUGGUAGCAGAGCUGCCAUGCAAGGUGCUAACUUGCCAUCUGGAGGAACUUGGGGUUCAGUGUCUUGCCCAAGGACACUUCGGCAUGUGGAGUCAUGUGGGCCGGGAAUCGAACCGCUGACCCUACGAUUAGUGGAUUAGCUCUACCACCUGAGACACAGCUGCCACAGCAUAACCUUAAGACCUAAUAUUAAGCAAUUAAUUAAUCGUUUCUGUUUCUCAUAAAAUGGCCUCGGCUGCAUUAGCCUAUAGAUUAUUUUUUUUAUUCCAAAUGUGAUCGUUUGCCUAAGUACUAGAUGUGUUGGGGAAUUGAGCAUGUAACAUUUUAAUUAUAUUCCGCUGAAAUUAACGAAAUGACUCGGAGGGGGGGUUCAUUCAUUUUACUGAACGAGAUUCAAAGAGCCGAGUCAGUAAAAUGAUCCGAACUUCCCGUCACUAGUUGCGCGAGUCCCAACACGAAGUGUUCCUAGCUCCGCCCUCUGGUCUCUCAGCCAAUCAGCGGCGUCGAGCGCCCUCACAGCCACAGCGCGCGCGUUCAGCGCUGUCUCUUUAAGGAGCUGUCAAAUCUGAUUAAAUCCGAUCCUGAAACCCAUGUUGUCUCUGCGUUUAUCUGUGCUGUAGCGCACGCGCGCACUCCUUUUUUUUUUUCUUUUCUUCCUUUCUUUCUUUUCUUUUUUUUUUUUUUUUAAAUUCGCGUUUCUCAUUCGCUCUGUAAACACUUCUGACAUGGAUCAGACCGCAAACUCCUUCGGAUAAAGUCGCCUAGGAACUCGGAUCCGAGGAGCGCAGACAGGCAAAGAGACGCAAAGAGAGGCUCGAAGUUGUCCUGUGCGCGUGUGCUCAGUGCGCACACGCGCACACCUGGAGUGGGGGAGAAAUAAACGGUCCAAAGCAUCGAGACGGGUAUGGUGCUGAAGAGCAGGUGAGAGCGGAGCAGAACCGAGACGGAAAAUGCAGAAGAGCGUUCGCUACAAUGAGGGACACGCACUGUUUCUGUCCGUGGUGGCGCGCAAAGAGGGCACCAAGCGCGGCUACCUCAGCAAGAAGACGACGGAAAACAGCAAGUGGCACGAGAAGUUUUUCGCCCUCUACCAAAACGUGCUCUUCUACUUCGACUCUGAGCAAAGUGCUCGACCCUCGGGCAUUUAUCUCCUGGAGGGCUGCACAUGUGAACGAGUCCCGGCGCCUAAAGUGUCCACCGGAGGCAAGGAGACCCUGGAUAAACAGCACUAUUUCCUCAUUGUGUUCGGCCAUGAUGGCCAGAAGCCUCUGGAGCUCCGUGCUGAUGAGGAAGCAGAGUGUGAUGAAUGGGUGGAGACCAUCCAACAAGCCAGCUAUUCAGACAUUAUCAUCGAGCGGGAAGUGCUCAUGCAGAAAUACAUCCACCUGGUGCAGAUUGUGGAGACGGAGAAGGUGGCAGCCAAUCAGCUGCGCACCCAGCUGGAGGACCAGGACACCGAGAUUGAGAGACUCAAAUCAGAGAUUGUAGCCUUGAACAAAACCAAGGAGAGGAUGCGGCCUUACCAAGUGAACCAAGAGGAAGACGAUCCAGACAUCAAGAAGAUUAAAAAGGUCCAGAGUUUCAUGCGAGGCUGGCUGUGUCGGAGGAAGUGGAAGAUCAUUGUUCAGGACUACAUCUGCUCUCCUCAUGCCGAGAGCAUGAGGAAGAGAAACCAGAUUGUCUUUAACAUGGUGGAGGCUGAGACCGAGUAUGUCCACCAGCUGUCGAUCCUGGUAAACUGCUUCCUCAGGCCACUCCGCAUGGCUGCUAGCUCUAAAAAACCUCCCAUUAGCCAUGAUGACGUCAGCAGCAUCUUCCUCAACAGUGAAACAAUCAUGUUUUUGCACGAGAUAUUCCACCAAGGCUUGAAGGCAAGGAUAGCAAACUGGCCCACACUGGUUUUAGCUGAUCUCUUCGACAUUUUGCUGCCUAUGCUGAACAUCUACCAGGAGUUUGUACGGAACCACCAGUACAGCCUGCAGGUUUUAGCGAACUGUAAACAGAACAGGGAUUUUGACAAGCUGCUGAAACAAUACGAGUCCAAUGCUGCGUGUGAGGGAAGGAUGCUAGAAACCUUCCUCACAUAUCCCAUGUUUCAGAUCCCACGCUAUAUUAUAUCUCUACAUGAACUCUUGGCUCAUACGCCGCACGAGCAUGUAGAGCGGAAGAGUCUGGAGUUUGCCAAGUCGAAGCUUGAAGAGCUGUCCAGGGUCAUGCAUGAUGAGGUGAGUGACACAGAGAACAUCCGCAAGAACCUGGCUAUCGAGCGCAUGAUUGUAGAAGGUUGUGACAUCCUCCUCGACACCAGUCAGACGUUUGUGAGACAAGGCUCUUUGAUCCAGCUCCCCUCAGUGGAGAGGGGGAAGCUCAGCAAGGUACGACUGGGUUCUCUCUCUCUGAAGAAAGAAGGAGACAGGCAGUGCUUCCUGUUCACCAAGCAUUUCCUCAUCUGUACCCGUAGCUCAGGAGGCAAGCUGCACCUGCUCAAACAAGGUGGCGUACUAUCCCUGAUCGAGUGCACCCUCAUCGAGGAACCCGACGCCAAUGAUGAAGACUCUAAGACCUCAGGGCAGGUGUUUGGCCAUCUGGACUUUAAGAUCGUGGUGGAACCUGCAGACACUCCUGCAUUUACAGUGGUGCUUCUGGCUCCAUCACGCCAGGAGAAGGCAGCCUGGACCAGCGACAUCAGCCAGUGUAUUGAUAAUAUCCGCUGUAAUGGCCUGAUGACCAGUGUGUUUGAAGAGAACUCCAAAGUUACUGUGCCGCACAUGAUCAAAUCUGAUGCGCGUCUCCAUAAAGACGAUGUUGACAUUUGCUUCAGCAAGACGCUCAACUCCUGCAAGGUUCCCCAGAUCCGCUAUGCCAGCGUUGAGCGGCUGCUGGAGAGGCUGACAGACCUGCGCUUCCUAUCUAUCGACUUCCUUAACACCUUCCUGCACACCUAUCGCAUCUUUACCUCCGCUGCUGUGGUCAUGGACAAGCUGGCGGACAUCUAUAAGAAGCCCUUCACCUCCAUUCCAGUCAGGAUCCAGUAUCCCUCAUUCGAUCGCUUGUCUAUCACAUCCUUCUGUCCAGAUUACAGCUUGAAGAUGAGGAAGAUAGCCAUGGACCAAUCAAAGUCCCUGGAGCUUUUCUUCGCUACCAACCAGAACAACCGCUCCAGCAGCACGGGCAGUGAGCAUCCAAACGAGAAAUCUCCUCGCCUGCGCCGGAAAUUCUCCUCGCCUCCUCCUCUCUCCAUCCCCUCACGCACGUCCUCUCCUGUGCGAGCCCGUAAGCUCUCCCUCAACUCUCCGCUCGGCUUCAGGGUGGCUGCACUGGACCUCUCCAUCCCUAUCUCCUCCUCCGCCACCAACAGCCCCACCUCAGCUAACCCCUGCAUCUCGCCUCCUCCCUCCUCCAACAUCAAGUCUCCUCAGGAUCCUUCACCUGAGCAGAGUCCUGGCGCCAAUGAUGACGGUGCAGACACACCACGCAUCGACGCGCUCUCUGGAAAACUGCGCCGUAGCAUUCGGAGGGCUGUCCUAGAAUCAGCUUCAAUGGAGAAGUUCAUUCCUGAGUCACCACAAGGCAGUGAAGCUGGAGAUCUCUCGCCCUGCAGGUCGCCGUCUACACCACGACACAUGCGCUUCAGAGGUCCUGGAGUCCCAGCAGUAGAGAACUCGCGCUGUUCAGUGUCUCCAGCUUCAGCCUUCGCUAUUGCAACGGCCGCCGCUGGCCACAGCAGCCCUCCAGUUUUCAACAACUCUGAGAGAAUGUGUGACAAAGAGUUCAUCAUCCGAAGAGCAGCCACUAACCGGGUUCUGAAUGUCCUGCGCCACUGGGUCUCCAAACACUCCCAGGACUUUGAGCUGAAUAGAGAGUUGAAGAUGGGCGUGAUGAUCCUCCUGGAAGAGGUGCUGAGAGAUCCUGACCUGCUCCCUCAGGAGAGGAAAGCCACCGCAAACAUACUGAAUGCUCUUUCACAAGAUGACCAGGACGAUGCUCAGCUGAAGAUAGAGGACAUUCUGCAGAUGGCUGAAUUCCCAAAGGCAGAGUGCUUUGAAUCACUAUCAGCAAUGGAGAUAGCUGAGCAGAUCACACUGCUAGACCACAUCAUUUUUCGAAGCAUCCCUUAUGAGGAGUUUCUGGGCCAAGGCUGGAUGAAGAUGGACAAGAAUGAAAGAACUCCGUACAUCAUGAAGACCAGCCAACAUUUCAAUGAUAUGAGUAACCUGGUAGCCUCGCAGAUUAUGAGCCACACAGAUGUAGGCUCCAGGUCGAGCUCCAUAGAGAAAUGGGUGGCCGUAGCCGAUAUAUGCCGCUGUCUGAACAAUUACAACGGCGUACUGGAGAUCACCUCUGCCCUGAACCGCAGUGCCAUCUACAGGCUGAAAAAAACCUGGGCUAAAAUCAGUAAACAGACGAGAGCGCUCAUGGAUAAGCUCCAGAAGACGGUGUCAUCAGAGGGACGAUUUAAAAACCUGAGGGAAACCUUGAAAAACUGUAAUCCACCAUGCGUCCCUUAUCUGGGCAUGUACUUGACAGACCUGGCGUUUAUUGAGGAAGGAACCCCAAACUUCACUGAAGAGGGUUUGGUCAACUUCUCAAAGAUGAGAAUGAUAUCCCAUAUUAUCCGUGAGAUCCGACAAUUCCAGCAAACUCCAUACAGAAUUGAGCACCAGCCGAAGGUCACACAGUACCUACUGGAUAAGGCCUUGAUCAUGGAUGAAGACACACUGUAUGACUUGUCUCUAAAGAUCGAACCCAGGCUUCCUGCUUGACCUGCAGACUCGACAUGAGACCCCCGUCUACCAAACAUGCUUCUCUUUCACAGGCUUUACUGACGCCAUGAUGAUUGCUGCCAUGGUAAAGCGUUACCAGUGUGGAGAGUAAGGACUAAAUGUAGAGCAGAAAGUCAUCGUUUGAAGUUUGCUGAAGAUCAAUUAGACCUGAGCUCACUCCAUUGCCACUGUGUUGCAAGUCAAGGACUGUGAGUGUUCAGGUGAAAGCAGUGACCACGUGGUGAAGAAGAGAAUGGAGAAGAAAUGUAGCAUGUACAGCAGCAGAACUCUGUCCCGGAGGAGAGUGGUUCAAGUACUGUUCUUUCAUAGCUCAUGCUGGUAACUUUGUGCGUGUUUAAGACUGUGGGUUCUGUCUUUCGCCCUCGUCUCUCCAAGUCUGAUCUCUCCGAGCUGCACGGCAAACGACGACAUGCUUGGUACUUCCAUUUGUUUGGCAUUCUGCCAGUCUCAGUACAUUUAUGUCUGUUUUGCCACAGGACAGUUGCAGUGAACCAAAACAGUAGAUUGUUAUCUAACGGCCGAGUUUGUCAGGGAAAGGAUGUGGAAUGUACAGUAGCUCUUGACAGAUUCUAGCAGGUCACAGAUAACUUUUUAUGGAGACGGUGCUUCAUAAAAUGAUGUAUGCUUUGUUUUCGAUCCUCUUGAAUGAUAUCAUGAUAAAUUAUAUUAUACAAAACAAAUAAUUA